This is a messenger RNA of Neolamprologus brichardi, 929 nucleotides long. NCBI's taxonomy places the organism in Eukaryota, Metazoa, Chordata, Actinopteri, Cichliformes, Cichlidae. The record is from RefSeq and is a predicted model, not a curated record.
CCAUAUUUUAUUCACAUGGCCAUUAGAGGUUGCAAACCUAUAAUACACUGUUCACUCUUUAAUAUCCUACACUCUUUAUCUCUUCUCCAGGCUGCUGAGAGAGAGAAGAAGCUCCACCUGCUGGGCGGAGAGACUGACCACAGCCACAAUGACACACACUCACACAGCCACGACCAAGACCAAACACACGACCACGCACACGAUCACACCAAGUGCAGCUCUAAUCAUGGCCACACCAGCAACCACACUGAUGACCGUGAUCACCACCACACACAUGACCAUGCCACAGGCAGCGCCCACAGGCACGCUCAUGACCACUCCCAUGACCACGGUCUGAAUCACGAUCACGUGCACACUCAUCACGACAAGGCACACAACCACAGCGAUGACUCUCCCAGUCACCACCACGACUAUAAGCACGCUGAAGGUGUGCACACACAUGAACAUGACCACGAGCUGGCUUUGGACCAUGACCACAAGCACGAUCACCUGCAUGAACACGAGCACCACCACCAUCACCACAAGCACGAACAUGAGAACACACCCCACAAUGAACCACAGGGAAUAGUGAUAGUCCUGCCCGCCUUGGGCCAGCCUAUGACCCUGCCUUCCUUCCCUGAUGUCCCAGUUGGUGGCCCUGGAGUUGGAGUCACUCUCCCACUUAAACCCGACCCACAGAUUCCUGGACAGAUGGAGCCCACCAUCGAGCCCUUCCCAACCUCAGUCUCUGCCCAGUGCCCCACCACAGAGGGAAAGCAUAAAAAUGUGGAUGAACUCUUCUCUAAAGACCCCGAAUUCAAGACAGCUGCAGCCAGUUCAUAAAGCCUAUAAAACUGUUUUUAAAUACACACACAAAGGCUCAAGUGUAAUGAAAAGAAGGGAAACGAUUUGGCAUUGCAUUUUUCUACAUUAAACACAUUGUCAGCAAA